Molecule: messenger RNA, 1916 nt
Organism: Zingiber officinale
Lineage: Eukaryota; Viridiplantae; Streptophyta; Magnoliopsida; Zingiberales; Zingiberaceae
Product: chloroplast envelope membrane protein-like
Exons: 8
Coding region: 230-1540 (436 amino acids)
Cellular component (GO): membrane
Source: RefSeq, a predicted model, not a curated record
AUAAGAAGAGAAAGGAGGAGAAAGCGACUGAUCUCUUGCGCUUCCACGCCUCCUGAUUCGCCACCACAACUCCACGUUUGCCUCGUUAUCCACUCUCUCCCUCCAACUCGGUCUUCGAUCGAUUCUCCAUAAUCCAUCCUCGAUCCUUCUAGUUUGGUGGAUUCUUCGUUCACUCUGGUGUUCGCUCCGCCAAAUCGUGGUUGAGAGUGAAAAAUGUGGCGCCUUUUCCAUGUCCUCGACGAGCACUUCGAUGACUGCGUCCCUCGGCAACCUCAUCUUCCUCGGAGGCUCGCGGAGUACCGCCGCCGGUAGUGCUCCACGCUACUUGUUCGCGCUAUUUCCCCAGUACUGGAGCCGGCGGAGGCAGCGGGGUGCGUCUCGGUUGGUUAGCUAUUGCAGCAGGAAAGGGCGCCGCAAGAAGAGAUCUUGGUGGCAAAAAUUCUUCUCGGACGUCGACGAGGAGAGCUGGUUCAGCUGGAGCGCGGAGGAUGUGCUGGGUGUUGAUGAGUUAGGCGAGGAGGAGCGCGAGGAGGAUGUGACGGAGGCCGAAAAGUUUGAGGCUUGGAAGAGCCGCGCCGAGGCGAUUGUGGAGCUCCUUGAAGCCCAGGAGGAUGUGAGAAAUGCCGAGAACCGCGCGUGGGAGGAUUGGCUCAGAGGAGAUGAGUCGAUGAACUCGCAUUCUUCGUCCUGGUAUCAGGAUUGGGGCGGCGGUGAGGCGGAAUCGCCAAGAGAGGUGAAUGAUGACCCGAAGGUGGUAAUGCGGGAGAAGGGUCUUGUUGAAGCCUUUAAAGAGUCAAUUGGAGAGAAUGACGAUGAGUUGCUUUUUGAAGAUAGAGUUUUCCGUUAUGCUUCGAGCAGUUCGGCUAAAUUUCUAGCUGUGUUGAUUCUUGUUCCAUGGGCAUUAGACUUUGUAGUUCAUGACUAUAUCAUGAUGCCAUUUUUAGACAGGUAUGUAAAGACUGUGCCACUUGCUGCCAAGAUGCUUGAUGUUAGGAGACAACAAAAGCUUGAGAUGAUAGAUACAUUAAAACUCGAGAAAGCAAGAUUGCGCUUGGAAGUCGAGAUUGGCAAAGCUCCCUCUAUUUCAGAUGAUGAGGUCUGGUUGGAGUUGCAGCAUAAAGCGAUAGAAUUAAGAGAUGAAAAGAGAUUAGAAAAUCGAAGAGCAUUCGCAAAUAUCUGGUCAGAUUUGGUCUACAGCUUAGCAUUGUUCCUUCUUAUCUACUUCAAUAGGAGCAAAGUUUCUCUGCUGAAGUUUACAGGAUAUAAGCUUCUAAAUAACGUUACAGAUGCUGGGAAGGCAUUUCUUAUCAUUCUAAUCGCUGACACCUUCUUAGGGUAUCAUUCUGAAUUGGGUUGGCAGGUUUUGAUAGAAGUUAUUCUCGAGCACUAUGGACUUGAAGUGGAUGAAGCUGCAAUAACCAUCUUUAUAUGCUCAGUUCCAGUCAUCCUUGAUGCUUGUGUCAAGCUCUGGUUGUUUAAGUUCCUUCCAAGAUGGUCUCCGAACGUUUCAAAUAUCUUCCGUAGGAUGCAACGGCAUUAGGCACAUGCAAGGCCAACUCUGGAUUUUUCCACCUUCAAGACAGUCUACAUGGUGCAGAUCAAACCUGAAUCUGGAUAUUCAUACAAAUUUUUACCACAUUAUUUCCAAUCAAUUUUUUUUAGUCCACAUGAAAUAAGAUGUGAAUGAUUCUCCUCAAUUUUGUUUCUUAGAAAAGUCUCCUUGCCAUUCAAUGUAUGUGCUGCAUAAUGAAACAUUUACAGCAGCAUUCUAUCAGGUAGAAAUUAUGAAGAUGCAGCAUUUAGCAGUAUAGACAGGAUUUGUUUCACAAUUUAAUGGUACGAGUUUGGGUGAUAGGAAUGAUUAUCCUAAUCUUAUGCAUUUUUAUUUGGAAGGUAGUUUUUAUGGUUGUUAUUGU